AGCGCGAGAAGGGUCAGGCGCGCAGGGCGUCCGCGCAGCUCGGCUUCGGGAAGGGCGCGGAGCCUCGGUCGCCGGGAUGCGGCCGCCCGCGCUGUUGGCGCUGUUCAGCUGCUCCGCGGCUUUUGCUUUGGUGUCUGAAGAGAUAAAAGAAAAGGUCACGCCUUCUCAGGAUUUGAGGCAAAGUAGUCUACCAAGGAGUCAUGACAUAGACUUAAAAGAAAUCGUGUUUGUCAUCCAGAGUCAGAGUAAUCCUUUUCAUGCCAGGAGAGCAGAACAGCUGAGAAGAAACAUCUUAAGGCAGGCUGCAAACCUGACACAGGAUCUCCCCAGAGUCCUCCUUCUCCAUCAGUUGGCGAAGCAGGAAGGUGCUUGGACCAUCCUUCCCUUGUUACCGCAGUUUUCGGUAACGUACAGCAAGAAUUCAGCGUGGAUUUUCUUCUGUGAAGAAGAGACGAGAAUACAAAUCCCCAGACUCCUAGAAACGCUCAGACGAUAUGACCCAUCUAAGGAAUGGUUUUUGGGAAAAGCACUGUACGACGAAGAAUCCACGAUCAUUCACCAUUACGCCUUCUCUGAGAACCCGACUGUCUUUAAAUAUCCGGACUUCGCUGCUGGCUGGGCCCUUAGCAUCCCGCUUGUGAGCAAGCUCACCAAGAAAUUGAAGAGCGAGCCGCUGAAGUCUGACUUCACAAUCGAUUUAAAGCACGAGAUUGCCCUCUACAUCUGGGACAAAGGUGGAGGACCUGCCCUCACCCCUGUGCCUGAGUUUUGUACGGAAGACUCGGACCCCCUCUGUGCCACCACCUUUCAUUCUUUCCUACCUCUCUGUGGAAUGCCGGUAAAGAAGGAGGAGAUUUUUGUUGCAGUAAAAACGUGCAGGAAAUUUCAUGCUGACAGAAUACCCAUCGUAAAGAAGACAUGGGCGGCACAGGCCAGCCAUAUCGAAUACUACAGUGACUACGCGGAAACCUCCAUCCCUACUGUGGAUUUGGGAAUUCCCAAUACGGACAGGGGUCAUUGUGGAAAAACCUUUGCCAUUUUGGAAAGAUUUUUGAAUCACAGUCAUGACAAAAUUGCGUGGUUAGUCAUCGUGGAUGAUGACACAUUAAUCAGCAUCUCCAGGCUCCGGCACUUGCUUAGCUGUUAUGACUCCAGUGACCCGGUGUUCCUGGGUGAGCGCUACGGCUACGGCCUAGGCACAGGCGGCUACAGCUACGUCACAGGAGGAGGCGGCAUGGUGUUCAGCAGGGAAGCCAUCCGGAGACUUCUUGCGAGCAACUGCCGUUGCUACAGCAACGACGCUCCCGACGACAUGGUCCUGGGCAUGUGCUUCAGCGGGUUGGGAAUCCCCGUGACACACAGCCCUCUCUUCCAUCAGGCUCGGCCAGUAGAUUACCCCAAGGACUACCUCUCCCAUCAGAUUCCAGUAUCAUUUCACAAACACUGGCACAUUGACCCGGUAAAGGUGUAUCUCACGUGGCUGGCACCCAGUGAGGAAGACCAAGCCACGCAGGAGACACAGAAGGAUCCAAGAGAAGAAUUAUAGGGCGAGUGUGGGACACGCGGAUACAAGAGAUUCGCCCUGUCUAUGGAGCGUCAGUCCGACUGCUUGUAUGUGCCAUGUGAAGCGGGCACUUCCCAGCCCUCAUGGAUAUGUGGUAUUUUUUGGAUGGGUAAACUCCUAGAGGGACCUGGGGAAAAAAAUCACUUGUUUUGAUUGAUGUCUUUAUUGUAACACAACAAUUAUUGUGCCUAGUAUAGCCACCACGGGCUGUGACACAACAGCUCUUUGACUGUCACAGGAAAUAAAUGGCUCCUGAAGUCCUUUUCUAUUUUCUCCAUUGUAACGGGGACUCUAAUACAAGAAUAUGACUGGCUACCACUCCACAUAAACAUUGAGUCUUUUAGACAUUUGCCAAAGGAAUGACCUUUAAGCCAGCGGUUCUUGGCUUGUGGGUCUCGACCCCCUGGGAAUGGCAGUGGUCAGAUAUCCGGUAUCCUGUGCAUUAGGUAUCUACAUUUCGAUCCACAACUGUAGAAAAAUGAACAGUUGUGAAAGUAGCAGGGAAAUAGUUUUCUGGUCAUGGUGUCAGCACAACACGAAGGAAGCAUAUUAAAGAGUCAGUGCCUCAGGAAGGUGGAGAACCACGACUUUUAAGUGGUCCUGCUGAUAGAAAUUGGUUCCCAGGCACUCAGUAGGAAUGCGGUACCAAGGCUAGUUAGUACAACCUAAAACUCAAUGUGAACUCCACCAGCUGUACAAUCACGGUUACUCUUUCCCCCGUUCUGCUGCUUGCACCCCAAAAAACAGAAACUCAAGGCCAUCUGGUGAAGCCUCUGCUCCCUUUGAAGUGCAUGUUGGUGCCAGUCUCCCCAAAGUCCUCCCAUGUAGAGUGGACAGGACGUCAUCAGAAAUUAGGAUCUCUUCUGUGUCAGCAGCGGGGAUGGGAGUCUGGAGAUGUGAGCAGCUUCUGGAGCUGGCCUGUAACUCUUGCUUUUCUCUGAGUGAUACAUAGUAACUUGCUUCUGGCUCAGGCUAGACCAUCCGGGUCCUGGUAGCUGCAGCCUGGAGUCUCAGGAGAGGACAGCACCUGGCUGGGCAAUUUCUCUGUUUUUGUUUUUGUUUUUGUUUUUUUAUAAAGAAUGAAAUCUGAACAACUGUGUUUUAAAGCAACCCUCAUUUUCCAAUCACACCUUUUAUUAUGUCGGAAUUUAACAGUUCAGUAUUAAUAUGUAGAGUACUGUGUGUUAAUGUUUAAAGACGAUGAUUUUGUUAUAUAAAGGUCUUUGCAUGUGAUCUGAUCUCAAGCUCCUGGGGUUAUAUGUCAUAAUCCUUCCUUUAAUUCUAUCUGUGCUUCAUUAACCUUACUUAAAGGCUUCUAAACCCCUACAGCCUUUAAAGCCACACCAUCGAAAAUACCUGUGUAAUUAUUUUUUAUCUGUAUGUUCUAUGUCGCUGACUUUUGACUCAUGUUGAUGUAAUAGUAUCUAUCAUCCUCUUCCCAAAUUAAUAAGUACCAGGACUGACGUGUGGCCUGCUACUUUUGGCCUCUGGUGGAACACAGUCUGGGAAAAUGGAUUUUGUGGUUCAGCCAGAAACUGGGCAGAGGACAGUCAAGUGCAUGAAAAGGGACCAUACGGGUGUCUGGGUGCCAGCUGAUGACUCCAGCAUCAUUGCUGAUACAGCUGUGGGUGUGGCCGUUGCUAUGACAGCUCUUACACUGAGCACUAAUACCGACCCCCGGGGGGCGGGGGCUGGCUGCUACACCAGUACAGGACAGGGAUCCGCUCAGCCCAUCCCUCCACCUCUGCUCAUGAAGUUACCAGCCUGAGACCAGAGGAAGUUUCAUUUGGUAGGACAGAAGCUAGCAGUCGUCUAAACCUUUCUUUUCAUGAGCUGUGUCCUCUUCCUCCCCACCCCUCACCCCCCCAGGAUCCCUCCUGGUAUUUCUAGAUAUGUGGUUAAAUAUGUUUCCCUUUUGGAACUACAGGAGCCUUGCCGUGAAUACAAUGUCUCCACUUCCGUUCACAUUUAUCUAUUGGUUGAGGCUAGAUGGGGGGUGGGGAGAAGCAUGAAGGACAGGAUCGGAGGAAUUGGGAACACUGGCAGAUCAGUAAGGCAAUCGAUGCAAGCUAAACAAAUUAGGAAAAAGCAAAGAAAUAAAAAUAUAGUUUACAAAGGUAUUAUGUUUGAUGGAGCAAAUGACAGGCCCUAUUUGAACACCAACUGAGAUUUGAUAUCUUAAAAAACAAAAACAGAAAACGUAAUCUUGAGCCUGGAGUUUCGGGGCACAUUCCACCCUCUUCGCUGUUCUUUUCCCCUUUAAGUAAGGAUUUCUUUGCCAAUGGAUAUUUUUAUCCUAAGGAUUUAGCACCAAGGAUUUAUGUAUGGAAUUACCUAGUAGGUCAUUUUUACACUUAAGCCAUUUCUCAUGACCCAGCACAUCGCCUGACUGUAGGCUUUUUACAUCUUACAGCUAAAUCAGACGUCGAGACACAAAAAUAACCUUUGUCGAAUGCUCGGGAACGUAAUCGCUCAGCAGCCCGAGUAACAAACGAUGCUACGCAGAGUCAUGUAGACGCCAGUGUUCUCUGCGUGCCCUGAUUGAUCGGCGAUGUUUAGUGCAUCAUGGCCAUCACGGUUAUUGAUGUGUAUAGAGAACCUCAGAGACUCACAACACAGUAGACAUUUGUAAGAAUAUUUGUGGCGCCUCGGUUCGUAGACGCAUCAUUUCUGUGGAAGAAAAUCAAUCAAUGUACCAUUACGUAUGCUAUAGCAGACUUACAAAGGGUCUUUGUUCCUGCCCGUCUUUGAAUGACAGGCCUGAAAAGGUGCUAUUGUUUAUGUCCCCAAGCCCUCUAAACAAGUCACCUGCAAAAUGUGUUCUCCUCCUUUCUAUAGAAUAAAAUAACAGCUUUGUUUCUGGUA
This is a messenger RNA of Rattus norvegicus (Norway rat), 4429 nucleotides long. RefSeq names its product beta 3-glucosyltransferase (gene B3glct). NCBI's taxonomy places the organism in Eukaryota, Metazoa, Chordata, Mammalia, Rodentia, Muridae. Gene Ontology annotation, biological process: protein O-linked glycosylation via fucose. Gene Ontology annotation, cellular component: endoplasmic reticulum membrane; membrane. Gene Ontology annotation, molecular function: glycosyltransferase activity. Bases 77 to 1546 code for a protein of 489 amino acids. The record is from RefSeq and is marked validated. The transcript is spliced from 15 exons.